Messenger RNA from Choloepus didactylus (southern two-toed sloth), 213 nucleotides. RefSeq names its product BBSome-interacting protein 1-like. The transcript has a single exon. NCBI's taxonomy places the organism in Eukaryota, Metazoa, Chordata, Mammalia, Pilosa, Megalonychidae. Gene Ontology annotation, cellular component: BBSome. The record is from RefSeq and is a predicted model, not a curated record. Gene Ontology annotation, biological process: cilium assembly; receptor localization to non-motile cilium. Bases 1 to 213 code for a protein of 70 amino acids.
AUGGCAGAAGUGAAGUUAAUGUUCUGGGAAGUUCUUCCAAAACAAGGGGAGUUGUCUGUAGAAGAUGUAACCACAAUGGUGCUGUGUAAACCCAAACUUUUACCCUUAAAAUCUCUGUCUCUAGAAAAACUGGAGAAAAUGCAGCAAGCCGCACAGGAUACAAUUCACCAACAAGAAAUGGCAGAGAAGGAACAACAGCAAAUAACCAAAUGA